Molecule: messenger RNA, 1252 nt
Organism: Arabidopsis arenosa
Lineage: Eukaryota; Viridiplantae; Streptophyta; Magnoliopsida; Brassicales; Brassicaceae
Source: the annotation of a GenBank genome assembly
CGUCUUCCCUAAACACUGAUUAUUUUCUCUCCGACGCCGCCAUGUCUCUGCUAUCAGAUCUCGUUAACCUCAACCUCUCCGGCGCCACUGACAAAAUCAUCGCCGAAUACAUAUGGAUCGGUGGAUCUGGCAUGGACAUCAGAAGCAAAGCCAGGACACUACCAGGACCAGUGACUGAUCCAUCAAAGCUUCCCAAAUGGAACUACGAUGGAUCCAGCACCGGUCAGGCUGCCGGAGAAGACAGUGAAGUCAUUCUAUACCCUCAGGCUAUAUUCAAGGAUCCGUUUAGGAAAGGCAACAACAUCCUGGUGAUGUGUGAUGCUUACACACCAGCUGGUGAUCCAAUUCCAACCAACAAGAGGCACAACGCUGCUAAGAUCUUCAGCCACCCCAACGUUGCCUCCGAGGAGCCUUGGUAUGGGAUUGAGCAAGAAUACACUUUGAUGCAAAAGGAUGUGAACUGGCCAAUUGGUUGGCCUGUUGGUGGCUUCCCUGGCCCUCAGGGACCUUACUACUGUGGUGUGGGAGCUGACAAAGCUAUUGGUCGUGACAUUGUGGAUGCACACUACAAGGCCUGUAUUUACGCCGGUAUUGGCAUUUCUGGUGUCAAUGGAGAAGUCAUGCCUGGCCAGUGGGAGUUCCAAGUCGGCCCUGUUGAGGGUAUUAGUGCUGGUGAUCAAGUCUGGGUUGCUCGAUACCUUCUCGAGAGGAUCACUGAGAUCUCUGGUGUAAAUGUCAGCUUCGACCCGAAACCAGUUCCGGGUGAUUGGAACGGAGCUGGAGCUCACUGCAACUACAGUACUAAGACAAUGAGGAACGAUGGAGGAUUAGAAGUGAUCAAGAAAGCGAUAGGGAAGCUUCAGCUAAAACACAAAGAACACAUUGCUGCUUACGGUGAAGGUAACGAGCGUCGUCUCACUGGAAAGCACGAAACCGCAGACAUCAACACUUUCUCUUGGGGAGUUGCGAACCGUGGAGCAUCCGUUAGAAUUGGACGUGACACUGAGAAAGAAGGUAAAGGAUACUUCGAGGACCGAAGGCCAGCUUCUAACAUGGAUCCUUAUGUUGUCACUUCCAUGAUCGCUGAAACCACCAUCCUCGGUUGAUGACACAUUUCAUGAUUUGAUUUCUCUCCCAUUUGGUUUUUUUUUCCCUUGUGAUUGCACCUUUCGAUAAAAAAUAAUUCUUAUUAUGGCGCAUUGUGUGACAUUGUGUUUUGUUUCGAAUAAUUAAAUAAGCGAUUAUUAAGGUG